CUGAGCGUGUUCGGAGUUGUGGGUGCCCGCGCGACGUUAUCGUGUUGUAAACAAAGGGAAGCCGGCUCAACGCAGUGUCGUCCUGCGGCGGCGGUGGUUUGUUGUGGUGGGAAUGAGCGGGGGCGGGGACGAAGUCGUCCGCCGGCAAACGUGCGUACUGGUGGAAAAACGGAGCGCGCGGGGUAUCGUAGCCGCAGAUCGACGAUCGACCAUCGUCUCCUCCGCGACGUCGAAACGUCGACGACAUCAGAUCUUGUGACGGUGUUUCCGUCAUCGGCGCCGCGCUCAGUGGAAAAACGCCGUGAACGUAUACAGAGCGAGCAUGUCAACGUGAAUCUGAAAACGGUCCUAGCCGCCAAGAACCCUAGUCACACCUCGUUUCUCACUCCGUUAAUUUCGUGGUCGGUGCCGUUCUCAUCCCACUGUUCUACGCGUCUCGUAAUCGACGGAACACCUCCACGGCAGAACGUUGCCAAUGUAACUCGACGUUUACAUACGCGUAAAAAGGUAGACACCGUGUCCGUGACGUUGGACGUUUCGCUGGCCCGUUGCUAUCCACCGACUGUGCUCUCUGUCGCCGGUCUGUUUGAAUAACAGAACAAGACCAACAGACUUUGUAACAAGCUUCCUAUUUGUGCAAUUUUUAGAACUUAGUGUGUGAAAAAGGUUUUUCUAUACAAUCAACAAAGUAGCAAUCAGUUUAGCUAUUACAUCUCAUACUUCAUUAACGUGGUAUACACAUGUCUGAAGAAUAUUUCAACUGAUAUCUCACGUGCCAUUAUUCUACUCUACUAUUUAUACUACUGCAUUUUACUUCCUAAGACCUCAAAGUGUAAAUUUGGUGUGACGCAUGAAGUGAAUACGUACAUGCUGAUGUUAAUACCGACUACCCUGCUCUCUUACUGCGGUGACGAUACUUUCUCCGUCACCACUAAUUUCUGUGAUACUGGGUGUCGUCGCUCGAUUUGACCAUUUCACCUUUGCCAUUACAACGAGGGACGCAAGGCUACCACUGUGCCUAAAACAUUUUGUAUCGAUAUCAGAAUUAGUCAAAGACUGUAACAGAUACGGUAAUUAAAUUCAAAUAUUGCUAUUAUUAUAAUGGCGGCAAUUUACUUCUAUCAGCAGUUUACUAACAUCGAAUAAUCACUUUCCUACUAUCGUUACAACUACUGCCACUUAACCAACCAACUGCCUAUCAAUACUACUAACUUUAAUAGUACUACCAUCAUUGAUCCAAUAUAGUCUAACCAUAGCACAUUCGAUUCUCGUAUUUGGACAUCGAUUCCGUAUGAAAGUCCAACAGCAAAGACGAAAAUACUGGGAUUAUGAAUCCCCUUGGGACCGACGUUCCCGGUCGUCGUAGCCUUUUAAACGGAUUGGUGACAGCUGCCACAAGAUCUUGGCGAAAUGGUUUUCAGUCUAACGGGCAUAAUUCGAAUUCUUUGGUAUUUCCAACUAUUUCUACGUCAGUUAAUAAUAGUUCAACUUGUCGCACCCCUGCCACAGAUAACGCUAACAUAACUGAGGAACAAAGAAGGUGGCAACAGCGGCAAGAAGAACACCGGCUCAACGUCCUCUGGUACGGCGGAGAUGAAAUGCAUCUGCAACCGUCACCAGCUGUUCUUUUUGAAUUACAUAACCGUUAUCAGUCGCCAGAUGACUGGGAAAAACAACCGCUUCGACAACGGCGACGUAAGUCUCAACAAUUGCAACAUCAAGGGAUUCAUAAAAAACGAUCAGCGUUACCAACAUCACCGAUUGUAUGGGCCGUCCUGUUACAUACCAUGUAUUCAGCUGCUAUGGCCGCAGUAUAUUAUAUAUAUGGCGUGACAUCUGGUAGCGGAUGGAUAUGGUUAAAAGAAGUCGACAGCAGCAGUCUAUUUAAAUGGUUAUGCCAGCUACCGCCGAUGUGGUAUUUUGUUGGACAAGCUUUUUGUGCAGUCACCAUUGGUUAUGUUUGGUAUCAAUGGCAAAAACGGGAAAAGUGGUGUUGCUACAUGUUAAUUGCACUAUUUAUCACCGCAAUUUUUCCGUCUGUACCACUAGCCGAAGUCUUCGGAGAUAAAAUCGUGAAUAAAAUGACGGAAGUUCCCGCGGAAAACUCUGCCGAACGACGGAAUUAUUAUAAUUCAGAAAGUUUUUAUGAAAAUCAAUUAGCACUUUACGAAGGCUUAUGGCACGUGUCAUUUUUCAUAUUCGUCUCGUACUGCCUAGUGUUGCCAACAAGUGUAGACCGACAAUCAGAUAACGAGUACAGCGAAACUAUUAAUGAACAUGAUGAUAACCAAAAAAAUAUAGAAGAUAAUUUCAAAGAAGACCGCCACAUUUCAACCGCCGUUUUGCUGUUUGCUAUCGUAGCUUCUAUUGGACACACAACCCUUAAUAUGUACAUCGCAUACCAUCAACAGAAACGUCUGGUCAACAAUUCGUCCAUGGCGGCUAUUCAACAGCUCAUAGCUAACGUAGUAGUUCUGGCAUGCGUCAAUCUGGCUGGAUGGCUACUGCGUCAGUCGAUAAUCCAGGACCGUAUAGAAAUUAGAAGUCACGAAGGCAACAGCAGAUUUGAUGGGAAACACAAAUAUCUUCGAGCAGCAUUGCGCCGGCAAGCUGAUAAGCUGAAUCAACUCCUAACAUCCUUGCUACCCAGACGCGUGUUUUUGGAAAUGAAACACGACAUAGUUGCCGAUGCAGCACGUUCCUAUAACGCGAUUCGCAGUUCUAAUGACAAUAGCCACCGAGACGAUGUGCAACUACAGAGACAUCAGCAGGAAACAUUGUUAAAAAUAGAUAAUAUGCCGAGAAUGUAUUUAAAAGAAUACGAAAAUGUAAGUGUUGUGUUUGCCAAUGUCACCGGAUUCUGGGAUAAUGCGCCACUAGUUGUGAGCCAUGAUAAUUCUGGCCCCCAAACUUCCAUGCAGCUCAUUACACUUAUUGAUCGAUUGCUGGCGAAUCUAUUUCGUAAACUGGCAUAUCGCAAUCAUUGCCUCCCAAUACGUCUGCUUGGCCACCGUAUGUAUUUCAUUGCUGGGUUGCCGGAUGAAGAAAGCUAUGGAUAUGACGAUGAUGGACACAAGAACGGUACUUGGAUGAUGAAUGACAAUGGACAUGCAAGAAAUGCUAUCCAAAUGGGAUUGGAUUUAAUCGACGCUGUUAAUACCGUGGUUCGUGAUGUAAGCCGGUUCCACAACAGACAUAAAAUCAAUCUUAAUGUUCGGGUGGGCGUUCAUUCGGGCCGAGUAGCAUGUGGUGUGCUAGGUUUCACUGGAGGUACAGGCAUCCCAUCUGACUCGGGUAGCCGUUGGCAAUAUAGUGCGUGGGGCCGCGACGUUCACGUAGCGUCAUAUAUUGAGAACUGUGGUCGUUCAGGAAUGGUGCAUGUAAGUCGUGCCACGGUCAAUCAGGUUACUAAGAAAGGAGUUGCUGAUACUGCAGUUAAUAGAGUAAAUCAUGUACCACCGGGAGUAAAACUCCGUAACAAUACAAUCAACUAUCAAACCGAUUCCAAAGACAACUUAGAUGACUACUCAUUUGAACGUAGUCGUGAAGAAGAAAGGAACCAGUUUCUCCGCCACAACCGAAUCGAUACAUAUUUCGUAAUUCCCAAAACAGUAUAUCCUCAUUCAGAAAAUACUGAAAAGUUGACAGAUAACUAUACAAUGUAUGAGAACGGUAGCGGAGAUAUUGUUUCGCUGAUUCUCCAAUCAGUGAAUCAGCAACUGCUAAGAGAGGAAAUAAGACAAAAAUAUGCUGUUGCUGGGUUAAGGCCUGAAACAGAAAUGGAGUCAGAACAAUUUCCAGCUAUUUCGACAACAGCGAUUGCGGACAUACCUGUGACAAUGGCUGCUGUGGUUCCUGCAGUUCCUGUAGCAUCGGUAAUGAAAAGGAACCGCCAUAGACGGAGUCGAUAUUUUGAUCAAGAGUCACAACAGGCAGCUUCUACAAAUAUCAAUACCAAUUGCGCUAUCACAUCAUCAAUGGAGCGUUACAGCCGGUGGGAAAAUGAUGUAUUUGUAGUUUGUAACAACGAUGAUCACGAGAAGGUUAGAAGUAAAUCUGACGACGAUGAUCUCUUUCGGAUAGCCAAGUCACAGCUACUACUUCUGUGCGUAAUUAUUGCCCUGUUUGUGGUUAACGUAACAACUAUGCCCUGGACUAUGUUACUUGGCAUUACAUUUAUUACACCGUUUGUUAUAACUGCCGGAGAACUAAUAUAUGUGAUGGCCUUAUUGAUCGACUGGAUUCCUCGUCCCAGGUUCUACAGCACUACUUACGCCACCGCCAUUAUUGCUGAUGAUGACGAAUAUUAUCAUCACUAUGAUAACAAUGAUAGUGAUACUAGUAGCAGCAGUAACGGAGAUGAUAAAUGCUUAAGGCGCUUUUUUGUCUGUCAUCCCGGUAGAUAUUCAUUGUUCGCCUGGCUAUUUAAACCAUUUCAAUGUAGAACAAAUACCGCGAUGACCACCCGUAACCAUUUAGACAAUGGUGACGGUUGGCGAAAAUGUUAUUUUAAAUGGUGUCGUUGUUACGGCCGCCAUAGCUGGUUCACCUGUUGUUUAAAUAAUCAAAGAGCAUCGUCUUGCAUGUCGUCUGACGACAGUGACAUUGAGAGCAGACUCGGCUUUCGAAACGAGAAUGCCAUAAUGGCAGCAACAACAAGAACGUCUCCGCCACGGCAGCAAAUCCGGCUUCAACACUCACAACCGAUUAACAUGAAUAACAGCUACAACAAUAAUCUGAUACGUCGGCGACACAGACAUCUGAAACGGAUAUAUCAAGAUGAAGAGAGACGUACCUACUUUUAUUGGACAUGUGCCUGCUGUGAAUUAAUUGUCGUAUUGCUCAUUUGUCUUUUGGCUUUGUUAAACGCUUUUACCUGCGAACCAGUUGAAAUAAGUGCAACAAACACCGUAUACGAUCAACUCCAUACUCACAACACUAUUAUAAAUAGUAGUGGUGAAUUCAACACCCCUACAGUUAAUACAACACAACCACAUCGAAAUCCAUUGACGUGUAUGUGGCCUCAGUAUGCCGUUCUCACGUGCUGCUUAGUGUACGUUUCAAUAGCUAUUGCGUUUCCCAUUUAUUAUGGUUCACUGCCAACACUGCGAAUGAAAAUCGGAAUAUUGCUUGUCAUGACUUGCGUAUUUGCCGUGGCUUUCGUUCACUUUACGCACAAGCACGUGUUUAUCGCUGCCUCGAUGUCUUCUCCUACACCUUCGUUCUAUAGCAAGUCUGACGAGUUCCAAAAUCAUCAAACAAACAACACUUUCAGUAUAAAUUACAAUGACCAUCGUGAAAUAAACAACGCUCCAGUCCAUAGUGAUGGCUACCGAGAAAACCAACGAUUAUUAAAACUACAAGACCGAGAACAGCAGAGAGCAGCUGGCUUAAACACUGCCACAGCUACGGUUUACGCGAUUUCGUUCGCCAUAGCCACGCUUGCCUGCUUUGUGUACAAACAUCGCUUACAAGAUCGACGAGCACAUCACAGGGUUAAGGUGGAUCGUGACUUGAGACGGUUGCGUGUUUUGCGCGAAGCCCACAGGCGCACUUUGCAUGCCAUCGUACCAGACCACGUGGCAACUUUAUUGCGGCGAAGCUGCAGUAAUGAUGCUAAUGAUGCUGACGAUGAAUGUGAAAGAACUCAUCACCAACAGAACUAUGGUUUUGGAGAAACUAGACCGAUACGAACUACUCAUCAAAGUCAAGAAAACAUGCCUGCAUACUUGGCACCACCACUCUAUCAAUGUGGCUACCGAUCCAUAGUUAUCGUGUUUGCCACAAUUGUACAACAAGAACAAUCAUUGCCGACCAACAUUAACCGUGGUGAAAAAAACGAUGCCAUCAGUCAUCACUGCCAUAAACAGCUAGCACUACUUCACAACAUAUUCAGCGAAUUUGAUAGACUUUUAGAUAAUCAAAAGUACCGAGGAUUAAUAGAAAAAAUAAAAAUGUUGGGAACUAACACAUACAUGGCAGCUGUUGGUCUACAACACCAUGAUGGACCGAAACGUCGACAAGUCAUGCUGCUGAAAGAUAUGAAAGAGAGAUGCGAUGAAUCUUGUAACUUUGACGGACAAGAAACAAAAAAUUACGUUGAAAAUUACCAUGUCGGAGAUAAUAUUGACAAUGAUCUAGAAAAUGAAUAUGAAUUAUAUAAUAUCAUAUCAGCAAAUUAUAUAACAUUUGCUUUAGAUUUCAUUCGGGAAAUGCGUCGUGCACUGCAUCGUCAGCAAACGGAGACGGUGACUCCUGUUGGAAGCUCAAAUAACUCGCAACCAUCACAAUUUGUUCUUCGAGUUGGAGUAAACGUUGGACCUGCUGUAGCUGGAUUAAUCGGCUGCAAUGAUAGAAUCUGGAAACGUCCACAGUUUGACGUAUGGGGUAAUACAGUAAACGAGGCUAGACAGAUGGACAUCACUAGUAUACCAGGUAGAACGCAAGUUACUAGUUGCGUUGUCGACAUAAUGCAAUUGAUGCAUUAUCCAAAUCCAAAGUAUGAGUUUGAAACCCAAACCAAGAUGAUAAACAAAGACAAUAGGAUACCUACAUAUUUUGUUCGUGAAAGUUUUGAACGAGAUGAUGAGCAUAACUCAGUUCAACGAAAACCCUCUAACUACCAUCUUCCACAGCUGCGCCAAAAUUCUCCCUAUCAAUAUGAGUCAGACCGACCACAUCAGCAGAACAAACAACAGACCCCCAUACGACCGUCACAGAAUGUCCUCCGCACGACACCUCUGCACUUGGCACGUGACCAGCCACCACUCAAUGUAGUACCGCUUGUCAACGUCCACUCGAAGCACUCCCACUACAAUUCUAUGGUACAACAGGAUUCGCGACAAAAAUGUUUGGAACCACAAAAAACACCACCGCCGCCACCACCACCACGAAGUCCACCACCUGUUACAACACGGCGGACCCAAUAUCCGAUGCAACAUCAAUAUAGUGAAGAACGCGAUCGAUAUCCAGAUAUCCAGAAUAGAUCACGAGCAGGUGUCCCCCAAUCCCGAUGUGCAUCCAACUCAACCGCGACAACAGCAGCCACAUACGCCCGCCCACUUCAAAAACAACAGCACCCAUCUACUUUGGCGCCAGUGCCCCAUGGUCUCGUUCAAAUUUUUGGUGAUUCACAACAUCUAUCGCCGCCAAACACUCCAACUACUACCGAAGCCAAACCAACCUCUUCUAACCAUUCUACCGGAGGGACAAUUCUUAACACCGCUUUACAUAACCAUCAACAGCCCCAACAAGUACGUCGCCCAAACGUAUUGCUUCUGAAAAAUACAACAUCUGCAUCAACAAAUAAGUUUGACGCUAAUCGUCCUCUACCGGAUCCACCACGCUCCUCUGACACUGUAGCUGGUCGACAUCGAAAUCGUGAUGAUCCACGGCGGCGACGACGUCGUCAGCACAAUCAACCACCCACAAUGAACAAACAACAGCAGGAAACCAAACAGGAUAUCAAGAACGACCAUUGUCUGGGUGUGGUCUCCCCGGCAUGGCCGUCGUCAUCUUCGUUCCGUUCACCGAUCAGUGUCGGAAGUUUUGUCAGUGUGUCAUCUCCGCCAUCAUCAUUGUCGUCAUCCAGUUCCACAGAUGCCGGUGGCACUACAACAUCAAAUAAUAAUUACAACACCACCACCACGGCUUCGUCGUCGGACGACAGUUAUGGUUGUACGACUACAGAAGACUGUGCUGGCAUUGACCGAGUGGAUACUGAAAAUGUAGGUACUGCUGCUUCUUCCGUGGCUAUAUCAUCAGUUCACCAUCGUUAUCGACAACAGCAACAAUUAUUGCUUCAUCAGUGGUCUCCGUCAACGACAGCUAAUUCAUCUCCCGUUAGACGAUCGUCGUCUUUCCGCUCACCGUUGUCUGCUGGUGACAACACCGCUGCAUCGUCAUCAUCAUUGCGAUCUCCACCUAUUGUUGGCCAUACUACCACUACCAACUUUGGAGGAACACAAUCGCUCAACCGCCGCCAUGUACGCUCUUCUAACACCACCUCGGGUGCUGGUAGCAGCUCCAGUCGCCGUCGUCGACGCCGACAGCAGCAACAAAACAACACAGCAAUAGCUGGAAAUUCUACACCCCCAGCUGGUGUUAUACCAGAUGUUGUAGGCAUUAUGAACACUACCUCAAAUGUAUCAACUGAAAAGUAUGAGUCAUCGGCAUCUUCGCCAUGGAAAAAACAACAGCAGCGACGACAAGUUACAAGUAAAGACCAAGGAACAGGUGGUGGAGUGGUGGGCCCAGAUUUUACAGAUGAAAUACGACGUAUAUUGUUAUUGGACCAACACCGUGGAAACGUUCGUCAACAACAGGGAGGACCAUUCAAAGAAGAAGAAAUGCAAGUCGACAAACACAGCACUGACAAAGACAAAGUCAAUGAUAAUGUUGCUAAACACUUGUCUUCGUCAGAACAACAGCAUCUUUGCAUUGCAACAGUUUUGACAAUGGAUCAGAAACCCGAUAAAGAUGACAAAAAUAAUCAACAAGUCGAGAAAGAUAUUAUAAACACAGCAGCAAUAUCAGUUCCAACUACUGUAGCUUCGACGACAAGUAUUUCAUCAGCGUCAUUGUUUGAGGAGCGUGAAAGACAAAUAACGGAACAAGUUAAGCGGCAGCAAGCCGAAGUGAGACGGAUAUUACAGGAGCAUAAGAACAAUGUGGUAGCUGUUGUCAGAGGGCCGGCCACGGUCAUGGCUGAUGCUAUUUCACACAGCCGUAAACAACGAGUUAUGUCAUUGGCGGUAGAGUCAUCAUGGAGCGACGAUGAAUCGUUAGAACCAUCAUCAUCAUUACUUGAUAACAAACAUCGGCCACAACGAGUCGGUUUCAAAGUAGGUUUGAGUGACUAUGAAGCUAACAGCAGCAUCGUGACUGCUGAAACAGAAUACACUACCGGCGGGGAGGGUGAUGAUUACACGACCGACGGUGACGGAUAUACUACCACUGGAUACACAACAGACGAGGCUGCUGCUCCUGCUGACCGAGAGACAGAUAUGCCAUAUGCUGCUACCAUAAGUCAACCUGAUGCAUCUACAGCACGACAACUCGAUGACAACUUAUCAACUUUGAACGACACUGGGCUAACUGAUGCUGAAGCUGCGUUAAGUGACGUCAAUUCAAUGAUCGACUACAAUGAUUGCAAUGACAACAACCGUUACAGAGGUCGUCGCCAGAGUAGCUUAAGCAGUAACAGUGUGUGCCCAUAUGCCAGCGAUAGUUUUUGCGAAGAUGAUGACGAUUACAACGAUGAUGGUCAAUAUUUUUUCUGGGAUGGUUACCAUGUGCAGAAUGAAAAUGUUGAAUUAGGUGAUGAUGACGAUGACAAUGACAGUCAUUACAACCAUAAUCGGAUUUUGCUACAGCAACAGCUGUCUCUUACACAUCCAUCAACAUCAUCAUCACCACCACCACGGGUUGAUGGCUGUAGUGGUAUCGAUAAGAAAAGAUCAUACCAUCAACAGCAGCUUCAACAAUCAACAACAAUGCAGACCGGUGGCUCCAAUACUACAGUAAAUAUCACUCCGAGACCAAUCGCGCCUGAUGCUACUACAGCUGACACUUCUACAAGAUCGCCAACUACCCUUAACCCUUCUUCUAUACCUAGUAACACCAGUAUUAAUGCAUCUCCUAAUUAUUGUAGCAUAGCUACUAAUACUCUUAGUUCAAACACUGAACUAGAUGGGCCACUAUCAUCAUCCAAUAUUAUAAAAGAUAUGUCAUAAUGAAAAUAACUAUACAUUUCUGAAUACUAUCUUGGUACAUUUCAGUGUAGUGAAAAAAUUGCAAUAUUUUAACAUACAGUAAUUAAUUGGAAUAUGAAUACCAAUGAUGAUAAUACUUUAAUAUGCUCAAAAUUACUCAUUUGCCCAUUAUCAAUAUAUAUAUCAAUUAACAUUAAAAUCUAGGAACCAUCAAACAUUCAAACACAUGUGAUUAUUGUUACCAUUGGUAUAUUUCAAUAUAUACCUUUGCAAUAUUUAAAAUUUAUUAAUUAUUUAAAUUUAUAUACCCUAUAUCAAUGGUAUUAACUAAGGCUGGAAUAACAAUGCACUUUGCUAACAUGCUCGUUUUGGUACAAAUAUGAUUCAUUUGUUGUUGUUGAAUGGAUUUUUAUUUAUUUAUUUAUUAAUCCAGGAUAAAUGUUCUAAGGUCACAGUUUCAAAUUAUUCAUUCAAAUAUUUUUUAAUAUUUUUGGAAUUUUUGGUAUUUAAGGCUGUUGGAGCAUAGAAUAUUUUAAGUAGUACAAUCUAGGAAAUUGUGCAAAAAUAUUAUUGGCAAAUAUUUGUCAUUGUAUAAGUAGUAAAUGAACCUUAGUGUGUGGUGUAAUCCAUUAUCUGGGCCAUUAUCAUGUUAUCGUUAACUGUUAAAAUCGGUAUAAAAUAGCUAUAACCUGAAGAUUAGUUUAUGUACUUCCCGAUAUCAGAUUAUUUUUAAAAUAUGUAUGAACGCAUUAUCCCUCUUACUAGGUUAUGUAGUAAAAAUAAUUGAUGUUUUAAAUUAUUUUCAUAAUUUUUUUUAAAUUUUAACAUAUUUUUUAAUCCUUAUUGAAUACAAAAAUCAAAAAUCUGGUUCCUACAUAACCUAGAAAAAGAUGAUGAGUUCAUACAAAUUUUUAAAAUAAUAAUUGGACAUCGGGAAGUACAUAAACUAAUCUUCCGCUUAUUGGUUUAAAACUACAAAAAAUACUGUGUUCUUUAACAGCCUUAAGGUCAUUUUUUUUUUAAUAAGAGCAUUUCAAUGGUUAUAUCGCAUUUUACAAGUAUGUUCAAAUUAAAAAAAAUAAAUUUGAUUUUAUAAUUUUAUAAAUUAUAAUCUACUAUAAACGCAAACAAUUAAAAUAUGAUCUGAUCUUCCAUUUAAUAUCUCAUACGAAUAAUAAAAUCAAUGAAAGCUAAGCAACCUAUUAUCUAAUACUUUAAUAAUCACUAAAAACAAAAAAUCUAAAUUCAACAUCAUCAAAUUAUAAAUAAAACAGUAUACAUAUUUCUAUGUUUAAUGAAUGUUAAAUCUUAAAAAAUGUAUUAAUCUAUUAUUUUUGUUGUAAUUUUAGUUUUUAGUGCAUUAUUUUAUAUUUUUAGGGCAUUAAUACAUUUUUGUAGAGCAUGUUAUUAGUCUCUUAGUGCAUUACAUUUCCAACUCUAGUAAUAACAAUUAAAUGUGCCCAAAAUCACAUAAAUAACCCAAAAAUUAUUGAUACAUUUAAAUCUACCUCAGUAUAUUUGCACCAUGAAAUACAUUAAAUGAUAUUAUCACCAUUGGUAUAUUUCAAUUCUAUAAAACCUUUUGCGAUAUUUAACACUGAUCAGUUAAUUGGAUUAUGGAUAGCAAUAAUGAUAACAUCUUUUUAAUAAGCUCAAAAUAACUCAUAUGACCAAAAUGUUUUUGAUAUAUUUCUAUAUACCCUUAAAUAUUUAUACCAUAUAUAUAUUUCAGAUAACUAUCACCAUUGGUUAAUUUCAAUUUAACAAAAACCAUUUUAAUAUAUAACAUUUAUAAUUAAUUGAAUACCAAUGUUGAUAAAAUUUGAAUAUGCUCAAAAUUGUUCAUAAGACCAAAAUACUAUCGAAACAUUUCAAUCUACCUCACAAUGUUCACACCAUAAACUAAAUUUAAUAUUAUUAUCAUUCAUCACCAUUUGAGCAUAAUAAAAGGCUUUGCGAUAUUUAACAUAAUCUAAUUAAUUAUUACCAAUAGUGAGUUGAAUGAGCUAUAAUCGUCCAUGCAACCAAAAUACUAUCGAUGCAAUUGAAUCUACUUAUAACCAUCAAUAUACAUUUCACAAUGACAUCACUGUUGGUACAUUUCAAUCUACUAAAAACCUUUGCGAUGUUUAACAUGCAUUAAUUAAUUGAAAUCUGGAUACCAAUAGAGAUGACACUUGAAUGUUUUGAAAAUAAUUUAUUAUAGAAACAAUAAUUUAUUACUAUACAUUUUUAUUAUAUGUUUAUAACCUAAGGUAACGAUCGAAUUUUGUUUGUUAUAAGUAACCCCCACAAUCUGGUGGGGGUUUAUUAUUAAGCUUUAAUAGUAAUUUAAAUUUUAACGUAACAUAGUUGGAUUAAAAAAAAAUUAAAAAUGUA
This is a messenger RNA of Metopolophium dirhodum (rose-grain aphid), 12092 nucleotides long. RefSeq lists its product as uncharacterized. NCBI's taxonomy places the organism in Eukaryota, Metazoa, Arthropoda, Insecta, Hemiptera, Aphididae. Gene Ontology annotation, biological process: adenylate cyclase-activating G protein-coupled receptor signaling pathway; cAMP biosynthetic process; intracellular signal transduction. Bases 1329 to 9734 code for a protein of 2801 amino acids. The record is from RefSeq and is a predicted model, not a curated record. Gene Ontology annotation, molecular function: adenylate cyclase activity. The transcript has 20 exons.